AAAAGGGAAAACACAAGGGAAACAUUUAUUGACAUCAUGGAAAAGUAACGACGACCCAACACCAGGAAAUUUUGUAGGGGCACUUUCAGCAGAGCAGCCACCACAAGUUUUCAUUUGGGAUGGUUCAAAGCCUUACUGGAGAGGUGGGCCGUGGGAUGGAGGAAAAUUUAUAGGUAUACCGCAGCAGGAGGCUGGAUACUCCAAUCUUAUUAGUCUCAUACCACAGACCUCACAAGAAGGAGCCUAUCUCACCCUUGAUGUUUAUAGCUUAUCCAAUAUCCAGUGGCUUUAUUUAAAACCUGAUGGAGUGUUGCAGCUGAUUUACUGGGAUGAUGAUGAUAACAUGUGGGAAUCUAGUUGGGAAGUACCAGAGAAUCCUUGUGAUGUUUAUGGAUUUUGUGGCGCUUUUGCAAUUUGUACAAACAAAAAGUCUCCUAUUUGUGAAUGCUUAAGAGGGUUUGUACCACUGUCGAAUGAUGAAUGGAGCAAAAGCAAUUGGACUGGAGGUUGUGUGAGGCGAAGUGAACUUUUGUGUGAGAGGAAUAGAAGCAGUUUAGCUUCUGGAAACACGAAACCUGAUAAGUUCCGCGCGCUAAAAGGGAUCAAGCUCCCGGAUCAUCAUCACUUUUUUCCGUACAUGGAUGCCAACCAAUGCCAGCAAUGGUGUUUGGGUAACUGCUCUUGUAAAGGAUAUUCCUAUGUAGAAGGCAUUUACUGUAUGGUUUGGACUCAAGACCUUAUUGAUAUCCAGCAGUUCUCAACUGGGGGAAAAAAUCUUUACUUACGUCUUGCUUAUGUGGAUUCAGGUGAAGAAACAAAAAGAGCAACACUCAUCAUCACUCUUACAACCAUAGGGGGUGUACUCCUCUUAGGUGGUUUCAUAUUCGGAUUAUGUAGAUGGACAACUUAUAAGAAAAGAAGGAGAACCAUGUUAAAUCACCUCAAUUCGCACGAUAAAAUUGUUUCAAGGGACACACUUCAAAAAGAAGUUCACACACAGGAGUCUUAUGAAUUGCCUAUAUAUGAGUUCAAAGAAAUAACAGCUUCCACUGACAACUUCAGCUUCAGAAACAAACUUGGCGAAGGAGGAUUUGGGGCAGUUUAUAAGGGAAUUCUAGAUGAUGGACAACAAGUAGCAGUGAAGAGGCUGUCAGGUGACUCUGGGCAAGGAAUUGAAGAGUUUAAGAAUGAAAUCAUGUUGAUCUCUAAGCUCCAACACAAGAACCUUGUUAGACUUUUAGGUUGCUGCAUUGAAGGGAAAGAGAGAUUAUUGAUUUACGAGUACAUGACAAACAAAAGCUUGGACACUAUUCUCUUUGAUCCGAAGAAACGCACACAACUUGAUUGGGCAACUCGUUUCAACAUUAUUCUGGGAAUUGGUCGUGGACUGAUUUAUCUUCACCGUGAUUCUUGUUUAAGGAUUAUACACAGGGACUUGAAGUGUAGCAAUGUUCUGCUUGACGAGAGAAUGAAUCCCAAGAUUUCAGACUUUGGAUUGGCACGAACUUUCCAAAUGACCCAAGAGCUGGCAAAUACUCAUCGGAUCGUGGGAACAUAUGGCUAUAUGUCUCCUGAAUAUGCCAUGGGAGGAGUAAUGUCAGAGAAAUCAGAUGUGUUUAGUUAUGGAGUAGUGCUAUUAGAGAUCAUAAGUGGCAAAAGAAAUUCCCAACUUAUAGACCGUGAACAAGUCUAUCCCCUUGCUCAUGCAUGGAAGUCAUGGAAGGAAGGCAGAGAAAUCGAACUGAUGGAUCAAACAUUAACAAAUACAUCAUGCCUGUCAGAGUGUCUGCGAUGUAUACAUGUGGGACUUCUUUGUGUUCAGGACUUGGCUAAAGAUAGGCCAACGAUGACGGAAGCCCUUUAUAUGUUAAGCAGUGAAAUUGAUCUACCAGAGCCAAAUGAACCAUUAUUUACUUUACAAAGGCUAUCCGGAACCAGCAUCGGGCAAACACACGAAAACAUGUUUUCUAUAAAUGGAGUCACUAUCUCGAUGACCGAAGGUCGGUAACGAAUAUAGGAGGGUACUUUGGAAUUUUAUUCGUUAUGCUUAUUUUUUUCUCGGUUCAAUACUUCAACCCAAAAGUGGCCUAAUAACUUCAUGUAGUAAUUGAAUUUAAGGAUUAGUGUUUGGAAAUGCAUUCAACUAAGUCUCGAGUUUAUAA
This is a messenger RNA of Erigeron canadensis, 2162 nucleotides long. RefSeq names its product G-type lectin S-receptor-like serine/threonine-protein kinase At1g61370. The record is from RefSeq and is a predicted model, not a curated record. The transcript has 7 exons. Gene Ontology annotation, molecular function: protein kinase activity; ATP binding. Gene Ontology annotation, biological process: recognition of pollen; protein phosphorylation. Bases 344 to 2008 code for a protein of 554 amino acids. NCBI's taxonomy places the organism in Eukaryota, Viridiplantae, Streptophyta, Magnoliopsida, Asterales, Asteraceae.